Protopolystoma xenopodis is the source of this 900-nucleotide messenger RNA. NCBI's taxonomy places the organism in Eukaryota, Metazoa, Platyhelminthes, Monogenea, Polystomatidea, Polystomatidae. The record is from the annotation of a GenBank genome assembly.
AUGGAAGGCCUUAUCUGCCUCAAUGGAGGUGUCCUCUAUUCGGUACUAGCCCUUGAGACCGGAUGCAUUUUCCCAAAGAUGCUACUAACUCAAUCAACGCGUAUCUGGUGGUCAGACAUUGGUCCUUUUGAUUCAGCCAGCCAUGAAACUGGCACUUCGGAGACCUGGAAGCACUGGCACCAGGGAUCAAGACAGUUAAGCCUUUCCAAGUCCUCUAACCCCUUUUCCAGCUCCAAUGAAUUUUCUGCCCAAUCUCAAAGCAAUACCUACAAGGGAAGAAUUUUUUCUAUUCCUGCAAUUUCUGCCGCCUCUUCAUCACCGUUAUUAUCGGCACCAUCCGAAUUGUCAUCUUCAAAUAUCCCUUCCAUGGAGUCGUCUGCAGUAGCCGGCUAUUAUGGUGAGCCCACACCUCUAAUCGGCCCAGGAGUGACUGGCUGGGAAUCACCCUCUCUAUUCUAUCGCAGACCCUGGCAUCAAUUAAUGGUGGCUGACAACUUAUUAAGUCUCCAGCUGCGUCAAAUGUUCACUUGCCCUCGACAAAAAGUUCGGAAAAGUAAUGCUGCAUACGAAGGUAAAUCUCCUGAUAAUAAAUGGCCAAGCGAGUCGAAUUAUGAUUCUUUGGUUUCAUCAGGCUCAUCGGCUAGGCCUCUCUUCCUGGUCAGCCUUCAGCAUGCUUUGGAUGAAAUCUGUCGUCACCCUGGAGUUUUGAAUACACUCGAUGAACUAAAACACAUAGAUGUCUUACUAGAAUGUGUGCAGGAGAUGAAAAGGCCACAAAAAUCAGGAGAGCAAGAAAACGUAUUCGUGAUCAGAGCUUCAAUUAAGGACAUUAAGUAUGUUGGCAUGCAUAGACUACGAGUUUAUAAUGGAAGUUUAAAGUUCUUUUUCUGGUAUAAUUGA